UUCGCGUGUCAAUCCGAUGAUGGACGGGAUUUAAAUUAAAUAAAAAUUAUUAAAUCUUAAUAUUUAAAAGGGCUUUGAAUUAUUAUAAAUCAAAGUCAUAAAAAUGCGUUCCGAAGUAUUCAUUUUGUUCCCCUUGAUAUUGUGUGCCGCGGCAUGGGACGACGACGAUUUGGAAGUGUUUGACGUGGUAGAAGAAGUGAAUCAAAACUUCUAUGAAGUUUUGGGAGUUUCUCAGGAUGCACCACAAUCAGAGAUCAAAACAGCAUUCAAGAAGCUUACAUUGAAAUUACAUCCGGACAAGAAUAAGUCACCAGAUGCUGAUGUACAGUUUAGGAACCUUGUAUCCGUUCAUAAUAUACUCAAGGAUCCUGGGAAGAGAGAAAAGUAUAAUGAGGUACUUAAAAAUGGUCUUCCAAAUUGGCGUUCAGCUGUGUACUACUACAGACAUGUUCGUAAGAUGGGUCUGGCAGAGGGAUCCAUUAUUCUGUUCAUACUUAUUACUUUGGGUCAGUAUGCUGUUGGAUGGGCAGCAUAUGCUGAGAAGAGGUAUACUGCUGAGCAAAUUUUAAGUUCCAGAGGAAAGAAACAAAGGAAGUCAGGUUUUGAUACGGGUUUGGCGGAAAUUUUGGAAAACCUGCCAAAACCCAGCAUAAAAGACACACUUCCGUUUCAAAUACCGCGAGCGAUAUGGUGGUCGAUUACGGUGUUGCCUGCAACAGUCAUGGAACUGAAGAGAAAGAAGAAAGAAAUGGAUGAGGAGGCAAAGAGGAAAAAGAAGAAGGAAGAGGAAGAGGAGCGACUGCGUUUACAGCGCGAGGAGGCGAUGGCGGAGGCGCGCGCGGCGGCGGGGGGCGCGGCGCGGCGCCGGCGCGGGUUCGUGCCGCCCGAGCGGGAGUCGUGUCUGCUGGAUCCCAUUGAUGAUGGUGAUGCGCCCGUCGUGAAACCUGUUGCGCCGGUAGUGCCCGUGGUCACCGGUGGUCUCUGGACGGACGACGACUUGGCGGAGCUGGUGCGGCUCGUCAAGAAGUACCCGCCGGGGGCGGAGGCCCGCUGGGAGAGGAUCGCGGAGGCGAUGGGCCGCGCGGUGCCGGAAGUGACGCACAUGGCCGCCAAGUUGAAGGACAACUGCUACAGGCUGCCUGAGCAGGAGGAGCCGCCGCCGGAGGCACCUAAGAAGGUGAAGACGCGCAAGACGGAGGAGACGUCAGGCGGCAACUGGGCGCAGAGCCAGCAGAAGGCGCUGGAGGCGGCCCUGGCCAAAUACCCGAAGGGCGGCGCCGGCGACCGCUGGCAGAAGAUAGCGGCCGCCGUGCCCGGGAAGACCAAGGAAGAGUGUAUGCAGCGGUGUAAAUAUUUAUCGGAAAUGCUGAAGAAACAGAAACAGAAAGAAGAAGAACCUAAGGAGGACCAAGAGGAAUAGUUUUUAACGUUUUCGUUACCAGUGAUAUAGUUAAUGUGAAUAAACGAAGUAUAGACAUA
Messenger RNA from Aricia agestis (brown argus), 1479 nucleotides. RefSeq names its product dnaJ homolog subfamily C member 1. The coding region runs from base 104 to 1420 and encodes 438 amino acids. The record is from RefSeq and is a predicted model, not a curated record. NCBI's taxonomy places the organism in Eukaryota, Metazoa, Arthropoda, Insecta, Lepidoptera, Lycaenidae. The transcript is spliced from 8 exons. Gene Ontology annotation, cellular component: endomembrane system.